UUAGUAGCCUUGUCAAGCUGUCAGUAGUCGUGGCGCAGUAAUGUCAAAUGUAAAUACAUGUUUGUUAGAUUGCUUUGCUGCGCCCUGUAUACACUCAGUCUAGUCGUGCACGGAAAAAUCGAAAUAAGGGACGCCAACGUGGCUACGCUGAGCCGGGAUGACAUCGGCAUGAUAUUCUAUAUCACCGUGCAGAAUUCGGACAUCUGCGGAUACGAGGUCAAGGUCAGCAUGAUCGAGUGCACCGAGGUUAUAGACGAGAAGGACAAGGACUCGGGGUUCAUGUAUCUGAUCGGUGGUCACAUGGGAUACCUGAAACCGAAGUGCUACAAGAACGUCACGCUGCUUUAUCCAAAUAUGUAUUUGCACAACAGGAGGGGCUAUUGCUUGAUCUCGUUAAAAUUCAAAAGUGACCACGAUCAGAUCCAACAGAAGAAGGCCAACAUCACGUUCGACACAUGGAUUUCGAAGAGCGUCGCAACACCACCAAUACUCAGAGGAUAUUAUUCUAAAACGGAGGUUCGCAACUGCGCCAGUCCGGAUCUCGAUCCGCUGAACAAAUGCAAACCGGUGGAUUGCCACAGGAAGUAUCUGGGUAGCAGGAAUUACUUUAACAAGAAGUGGCAGAGGUGCCAGAAGGUUCCGGUUUGCGUCGCCGAUCCAUCCAAAGAACUAGUAGACGUGAUAUUUACACCAUCAAACAACAAAUGUCGGGACAUGGAGAAAUCUGUGACGAAGUCGGAUCUGCAGUUAAUCGAAGCGGGAACUUUGAAAGGUCCUUGCGAGGAAACGUACCAAAGCUUGUUAAAUAUUGAUUGUCAUUAUGGUAAGUUGAACAACGUGACCGGCGACUGCGAAUGCGACCCCGGCUGGAUGUCCGCACCAUUCGACAAAGACCAGACGGACGUGGCCAAUCUCUUCGUCUACCACAUGUGCAACAUAGAAGUUGCCGAAUGGUACGACACGAGCUCGAGGAAGAUCAAAGUCAUGGCUCUCAUCGUUGGAGUACGUGCACUUUUUGUCGAUGAACUCUUAAGAUUAGGUCUGAUGCAGUUGUCUGUUUGCAGAUUUUAGCGGUGGUCAUUGCUAUGAUCAUCAUAAUCAUGUCGUUCCUGGUGCAGCAGUGCUACAAUUGCAUCAAAUCGUUCGAGAACAGCGAACGGUGGACGCGGAGAUCGAGGAAACCGAAGACUGGUAAAGGUGUCGGCAAAAGGAGGAGCAGAUCCGGUGGGUCCACUGUGAGUCGGACGACGCCCUCGAAAAGUAGUGAUAAGGGCAGCACCGAAGGCACUUCUGUAUCCACCAAAUCUUCCAACGUGUAGUAUUCA
Nicrophorus vespilloides is the source of this 1325-nucleotide messenger RNA. RefSeq lists its product as uncharacterized. NCBI's taxonomy places the organism in Eukaryota, Metazoa, Arthropoda, Insecta, Coleoptera, Silphidae. The coding region runs from base 58 to 1071 and encodes 337 amino acids. The transcript is spliced from 7 exons. The record is from RefSeq and is a predicted model, not a curated record.